UCUAUCGAUAAUUCUGCGGUCACACUUCGCCUAAUCUUAUCACAAAAUUUUUUGUGGUGUACGUUCGUGGUCUCGUGGUUGUCUCUGUUCCUCUGCGUUUCGCAUUACACUCUAAAACUCAAGCUCAUCCAAAAUGGCUCCUCCAUCAUACAGCGAUUUGGGCAAGCAGGCUCGCGACAUCUUCAGCAAAGGCUAUAACUUCGGCCUGUGGAAGCUCGAUCUGAAGACCAAGACCUCGUCGGGCAUCGAGUUCAACACAGCCGGACACUCCAACCAGGAGUCUGGCAAGGUCUUCGGCUCCCUGGAGACCAAGUACAAGGUCAAGGACUAUGGCCUGACCCUCACUGAGAAGUGGAACACAGACAACACGCUGUUCACCGAGGUCGCUGUCCAGGAUCAGCUGCUCGAGGGUCUGAAGCUCUCCCUGGAGGGUAACUUUGCCCCCCAGUCUGGCAACAAGAGCGGCAAGUUCAAGGUGGCCUACGGCCAUGAGAACGUCAAGGCCGAUUCCGAUGUCAAUAUUGACCUGAAGGGCCCCUUGAUCAACGCCUCUGCCGUGCUUGGCUACCAGGGAUGGUUGGCCGGCUACCAGAGCGCAUUUGACACACAGCAGUCCAAGCUGACCACCAACAACUUUGCCCUUGGCUAUGCCACCAAGGACUUUGUCUUGCACACAGCUGUCAACGAUGGCCAGGAGUUCAGCGGCUCUAUCUUCCAGCGCACUUCGGACAAGCUGGAUGUGGGUGUGCAGCUGUCGUGGGCCAGCGGCACCAGCAACACCAAGUUCGCCAUCGGCGCCAAAUACCAGCUGGACGAUGAUGCCAGCGUGCGCGCCAAGGUGAACAACGCUAGCCAGGUUGGAUUGGGCUACCAGCAGAAGCUGCGCGAUGGCAUCACUCUGACCUUGUCCACGCUGGUCGAUGGCAAGAACUUCAAUGCCGGCGGCCACAAGAUCGGUGUUGGUCUGGAGCUGGAGGCCUAAGUCGAUGCUUCCCGCGCCAGUCGAGGAAUCUUUGAACUUGUCUAACAUCCCCACACGCCCAACAACAACAACAGCAGAAUCAGCAAUAGCAAAAGUGCAGUAACAACAAGAACAACAAAAUAAAAGUGAAAAGAUAUUCUACAAACUAAAAAAACAACCACACAUUCAAACUAUAAUGAGAAUCUUUCACAUCUUAACGAUUAGACCCUGACCCAGCCGCCCGAAUUUGCAGAGAACACCAGAGACACUGCCAGCAAAAAUGAUGCAAGGGGAAUGGGGUCCGCAGUCCGUCGUCGUUGGAUGUAGCUUUGUUUAGUGCAUUGAAAAUUAGCAAAUUUGUUGUUGGCAAAAUACUACAAUUCAGUAAAAAUACAUUUACCUAUUAAACAAAACUAAAGAAUCUAAAAUCGUGUGGCUCAAAUGGAACUACAUUUUAUCAUUUAGUUGCUGUCUUUUAGGGGUUUGCCCCACAUUCUCUCUUUUGGUGGCGCGAUCAAAACACACAAAAUCCCACAAAAACCACAAUCAUUAUUAAUCCUUUAACUUUUCGUUGUGCAUUUACAUGAAAAAUAAAUCGAGAAGAACAAAUUA
Molecule: messenger RNA, 1573 nt
Organism: Drosophila kikkawai
Lineage: Eukaryota; Metazoa; Arthropoda; Insecta; Diptera; Drosophilidae
Gene: porin
Product: porin
Biological process (GO): monoatomic anion transmembrane transport
Cellular component (GO): mitochondrial outer membrane
Molecular function (GO): voltage-gated monoatomic anion channel activity
Source: RefSeq, a predicted model, not a curated record